CUCAGUGCUGGGGUUCCAGUGUGUUUAGUACCACGGCACUGCCAGGCUAUCCUGGUUCUCAUCCUCAUAGAAUGGCCGCGGAGAUCCACCCCAAGCCUCAGACUCGUAAACCUAUCCUGCUCAGCAAGGUGGAGGGCUCUCACGAUGUGGUGAACAUGGCAGUCAUUGUACCCAAGGAGGACGGGGUCAUCAGCGUCUCCGAGGACAGAACUGUCCGUGUCUGGAUGAAAAGAGACAGUGGUCAGUUCUGGCCAAGUAUAUAUCAUGCAAUGCCAGCUCCGUGUUCAUGCAUGUCUUUUAACCCAGAGACCAGAAGAUUGACAGUAGGUCUAGACAACGGUACUAUAUCAGAUUAUAUUUUAUCAGAAGAUUAUAACAAAAUGAAUCACGUAAAAACAUACAAUGCACAUCAGAGCAGAGUAACAAUGGUUCUGUUCAUCCUUGAAAUGGAAUGGGUGCUGAGUACUGGGCAAGAUAAGCUUUUUACGUGGCACUGUUCAGAGAGUGGGGAGCGGCUCGGAAGCUAUCGCACAGCAGCCAAUGCUUCUUGUUUGCAAUUUGAUGUGGAGACCAGACAUGUGUUUGUUGGUGACCAUUCGGGGCAGGUUACGAUUCUUAAACUUGAACAAGAUAGCUGUAGCCUCAUCACCACAUUUAAGGGACAUACAGCUGGAGUGACUGCACUAUGCUGGGAUCCAGUCCAGAGACUUUUGUAUUCGGGAAGUUCUGACCAUUCUAUCAUCAUGUGGGAUAUUGGAGGACGAAAAGGCACCGCAGUAGAACUACAGGGACAUAAUGAUAAAAUUCAGUCCAUCUCCUAUGCCCACCAUUCGCGACAGCUGAUAUCGUGCAGUGCUGACGGCGGCAUUGUAGUAUGGAACAUGGAUAUAGAAAGACAGGAGACCCCAGAGUGGUUGGAUAGUGAUUCUUGUCAGAAGUGUGACCAGCCUUUCUUCUGGAACUUCAAACAGAUGUGGGACAGCAAAAAGAUAGGCCUCAGACAGCAUCAUUGCAGAAAAUGUGGGAAAGCAGUGUGUGGUAAAUGCAGCUCUAAGAGGUCCAGCAUUCCUCUCAUGGGCUUUGAGUUUGAAGUAAGAGUCUGUGAUAGCUGUCACGAGACCAUCACAGAUGAACAACGUGCACCCACUGCAUCUUUCCAUGACAGUAAACAACAUAUUGUCCACGUACACUUUGAUGCCACCAGGGUAUGGUUAUUGACCUCAGGAACUGACAAGAUAAUUAAGCUAUGGGAUAUGAAUCCAGUGGUUUCCUGAUGACAGCUGAUUCAAUAGAAUAUGGAUUAAAGGGAUGUACAGAGAGAGACUACUUCUUGUUCUUGGAAACGCAGGAAUAUCUAACAAUCAACAUUUUAAUAAGAAUUUGACAUAGAUGAGACAUUGGACUUUCUUCUUUUUUUUUAACAUUUGGACCAAGUUUGAAAAUCUGAGAGUUUAUAUUUUAACUUGAAAAACUUGCAGUAUGAAAUCUUCUUCAUUCCUUGGUUUGUUUUUGUCCAUUUCGGAGUGUAUCAAGCUUGGGGUUUAUAAUUCAGGUAAAGGUUUGUGUGCUGUGUAAUGUAGUCUACUUGUCUGCUGUGUAUGUUUUUGUUGCUUCUUUUUCACAGUCUUUGCAUGCUACUAUCAUCUAAAAGGGUUUUUAGGUCAUGUAGAAGAUUCUUCUAAUCAACAAAAGAUUGAAUGAAAAAUAAAUAUUAAUGCGGUUGUAUAA
Messenger RNA from Bombina bombina (fire-bellied toad), 1728 nucleotides. RefSeq names its product WD repeat and FYVE domain containing 2 (gene WDFY2). The record is from RefSeq and is a predicted model, not a curated record. The transcript is spliced from 12 exons. The coding region runs from base 72 to 1274 and encodes 400 amino acids. Gene Ontology annotation, molecular function: metal ion binding; protein binding. NCBI's taxonomy places the organism in Eukaryota, Metazoa, Chordata, Amphibia, Anura, Bombinatoridae.